AUGUUGGCGCAUGCAGAGGAGCCCAAAGUGCCAGAAGCAGUGCCGCCCGUGGUGAAGGAGGAGGACACCGAGUCCUCCCGCUCCGAGCGCAUCCACGGGUCCGAUCGCCCGAGGACCCAAUCACCCAAUCCCCGAUCGGAUCCUUCGGAGCGGCAAGAACAGCCGAAAGGCACAGACGGGCCCGCGCGCGGCCUCUCCGAGGUUGAGAGCUGCGAUGACCUGGACUUGCAGGUGGAGGAGAUCGCCGAGCGACUGCUGCGGAACCUCUACUCCGAGAAGCUGGGCAUCCAGGAGUUGAUUUCCCUGAUGCGCCACUUCCAGUGGUCCAAGGACAAGAACCAGUGCCGCAUCCACCAGCUGCUGAUCUCCAUCCUGCUGGACGACUUCCAGUCCUUCCCCGCGUGGCCGGAGAAGGAGCUGAUGCUGACUGGCGAAUUCCUGGGCCAGCUCAUCCGCUGGGACCUCAUCCCGGAUGGCGGGCCUUUGCAGUUUGCCCUGUGCGGCAUUCUGUCCGCUAUCAAAGAGCCGGCCGGAGGUCUGUUGUUCAGAUUCGGCCACAUGGCUCUGAAGCAAUUCCUGUGCAGGCUCGCCAACCACGAUGUGGCGACCCAGCUCAGCCGCCAGAUCUCCUCGCCGGUGCCAUCUGCACCGCCCCCGCCGGCACACCCACCCUCAUGCCAGGAGGAGGAGGACCUGAAGCACGAGGAGCGGUGGCUUCUCAUGAUGCUCCAAAAGCAGGCUGGGCAGGUGGGCCUACCUUGGCAUAUGGUCCAAAGCAGCCUGAAUCGUCAGCUCUUCAUGCGGAUGAUGGUGCCCCAGGUCUGCCAGCUCCCGCCAGCGGCACGGCCCAGCCCGGGAACCGGAGGCGCCCCGGUGGUGACCUGGAUGUUUGGCAACGCUCCGAAGGCACCGCCCAAGCAAGGCACGUUGGCGUGGCAAGAGGAGAGGCGUGAGAAGGAACCCAAGCCCAGUAAAACCAAGAAGCCGGCCAAGAAGAAGGCACAGGCCUCCCAGGCAGCGCCUCGCCUGGGGCGAGUGCAGCUGCCAGACUUCCUGGAGGUGGACGCGGAGUCCAUGAAGUUCAAGUUGUCGGAGGACGACUUGGGACCGCAGGUGCCUGCUUCGGAGCCAGAGGCCGAAGAUUUGGACGAGGCGGAGGCUGAAGAGCUGGCUUUGCUCAAGGAGGUUCUCGGAUUCUGA
Molecule: messenger RNA, 1200 nt
Organism: Effrenium voratum
Lineage: Eukaryota; Dinophyceae; Suessiales; Symbiodiniaceae
Source: the annotation of a GenBank genome assembly